This is a messenger RNA of Manis javanica (Malayan pangolin), 4067 nucleotides long. It is a transcript of the gene LDAH, whose product is annotated as lipid droplet associated hydrolase. Gene Ontology annotation, molecular function: lipase activity. Lineage: Eukaryota; Metazoa; Chordata; Mammalia; Pholidota; Manidae. Gene Ontology annotation, cellular component: lipid droplet. The record is from RefSeq and is a predicted model, not a curated record. Gene Ontology annotation, biological process: lipid storage.
GGAGAGGCGGGACUUCCGGUCCCGGUGAAGCCAAAGCAGACGCACGGAAGAUCCCCGCUGCCGCCUAGGCGGACAGGUUUGUCUAAGUUUUAUUGGGGAAAAAACCUUUUCCUAAUUAAAAUCAGAAACCAAUUACUAUAAGCAGAGGAACACAAAUUUUAGAAAUGGACUCUGAAAUCAAAGAAGAAAUUCCUGUGCAUGAGGAAUUCAUUUUAUGUUGUGGAGUUGAAACCCAGGUUCUAAAAUGUGGGCCCUGGACUGACCUCCUUAAUGACCAAAGUGGCAAUAGACCUAAGCUGCUUAUUUUUAUUAUUACUGGUAACCCAGGAUUUUCUGCCUUUUAUGUGCCAUUUGCAAAGGCUUUGUACUCAGCAGUAAACAGACGCUUUCCAGUUUGGGUUAUCAGUCAUGCUGGGCAUGCCUUGGCCCCCAAAGACAAGAGGAUGCUUACAAGCUUGGAUGAUCCAAAUGCUCAAGAAAUUAAGGACAUCUAUGGACUCCAGGGUCAAGUAGAACACAAACUAGCUUUCCUGAGAACUCAUGUGCCAAAGAAAAUGAAACUUGUGGUCAUUGGCCAUUCAAUAGGCGGCUACAUUUCCCUUCAGAUUCUGAAGCGUGCCCCUGAGCUCUCAAUAAUUCGCUCCUUUCUGCUCUUUCCAACAAUUGAGCGAAUGUCUGAGACGCCCAACGGCCGGAUCGCCACUCCACUUUUGUGCUGGUUUCGAUAUGUGCUCUAUGUUCUUGGCUACUUUUUACUUAAACCAUGGCCUUUGAAAAUCAAGUCCUUGUUGAUCAGAAUGAGCCUUCAAAUGAUGAGCCUGAAGUACGAGUUUUCACUCCUGAAUAUACUGGAACCAUUCUGCCUUGCUAAUGCUGCCUACCUUGGGAGCCAAGAAAUGGUGGAAGUGGUAAAGAGAGACAAUGGAACCAUAAAGGAACAUUUAUCUAAGCUUACGUUUUACUAUGGUACCAUAGAUGCUUGGUGUCCAAAAGAGUACUAUGAAGACAUGAAGAAAGAUUUUCCAGAAGGAGACAUUCGGCUCUGUGAAAAAAAAAUACCUCAUGCCUUUAUCCUCCAUUUUUACCAGGAAAUGGCUGACAUGGUAGCUGACUGGCUAAAGGAUGAUCUGUCCAAAAUAUAACCACUAACACAAGGCAACAAGCACUGAUAGCCAGUGGCACCAUACAGUUAAUUUUGGUAGACAGGAUCCUUGCAGACAAAAGGAAAUCUUAAUUUAGGCUAUUUUGAUUGAACUGCAUUGUAGAAUAGCCUCUCUAGAGGAAUUAUGAAACACUUACUAGAAUAUGCAAAAGAGACCAGUGAAUAUUAAGUGUAUAGUCAGCUAUGUGAAGUUUAUGAGGCUCUGAGAAGGACACACUCAUGUGCCAUAGCAGGAAGUGAUGAGCAGCGGAUCUUGGCAGUGGACCCAACUUAAGGCGGAAGCUCACCAGCCCAGAAUAACUUUGCACAGGUCUUAGCUGAGCUCAUCAAAAUCAGACUGGAUACCAGGACAGCCUGCAGACCCCACCCGUGACUGUCUUACAGCCGGUCACAGAGCACCAAGUCAGCCUUUUAUCUGGCCUCCAGUGGCACAGUCUCACGCAGAGGAGGCUCAACAUCGGGAGAGGCACUCCAUGUACCCAUCUCCGAGAAGCUUCCCCAAGGAGUGUUAACUUCCUGAGCUACCCGUGCAAGACAAAGAAUAAAGUUCUCCAGACAUUCCUUUGGUCAACUAAUAAGAACUGUUGACAGAUGUUAACUGUACGUCUCACAACAAGACAGCCAGCAAGCUCCACACUUAGGCUUAGCUGGCCGGGUUGUGAGCUCCCUGCAGGCUCUUCUUCCCCAGAGCCAGCAUGGGGAGGCCAUGGGCUGUCCCAGACGAAGCCUGUUCUUUCCACGUGCAGUUGCCCCUUCUGUGAUUUUUUUUCAGUGAAACUCCACUGGGGAUCAGCUGUAAGCAAGUACUGUGUCAGGCACUGAGGGUAGAGUUCCUCACCACAUUAUGAUUCUUUCCUUCUGAAAAUAUUCUAGUCAUUUUUGAAAGGGCAUCUUUAAAUUGCUGAAUAGAGAAUUACUGUAAAUGAGUUCUCCAUUUCUGCAUUAGUCUUGUUAGCUGGAAAGAAGUUGCUUUAUUAACGAAUCAAAAACAAGCCAUUAUGUGAAUCCACCUUCUGUGGGUACCUGGAGGUACAGCAGGGAAGCAGCUUGGUCUCUGGCUGAGAGUGGCUAGCAGUGUUACUGCUUUCCCUAAACUGACCCAAUCCUGGGACCUUAGGAGCCAGUAAAUUCCACUGACUGGAGUGAUGGUUGAUGAUCAAUCAGAAGAAGCAUUCAGUUUUCUCCUAAAGGAAAUCCCUCAUAACGUUAUCAUCCCUUAGGGACAAUGGGAUGUUGUCCUUCCCUUUCAAAACCUAAAGUCCCUGAUGAAAGAUUCAGCUCUGAUGUCUUACCAGCUCAGUGGUGAGUGUUACUAUACAAGCUCUUAUCCUUUGGCAUGGCUUCUGCAUCAGUGCAGAUGACUUCUUAGAGGGGAAAACCAAGCUGCAGGCAAGGAGGAGCCAGGAGACACAGGCCACUGGCACAGGGCUGCACACAAGUUCUUAUUGACAUCUGCGUGGGUAGACCUAGAGAUCUGAUGUUAGAAGCUAGGACUCAUAGCUCUGAAGUGCUCUGCAUACAGGAGAGGCUCAGAAGUGCUAAGUUGAAGCAAUUAGAGCAAUUACUGGGUAAAUCAUACCUACUGGAAUAAAGAGCAACCUCCCCAACUUGUUGGCAUUAUUUUACAUCACUCCAUAUUUCAAAAGUCUACAUGCAUCAAAUUUUAUCUUAUUUUGGUUUUUCAGAGCUUAAAAAAUGAUAAAAAGUGAAACGAUAAAGUAAAAGAUGCUGGCUCUUAUUUCCUGUUUAUCGUCUAAGCACCAAAUAUAUUUUUGAAAACCAUGUUUUACCAGCACUGUGAUCUUGCCUGACCCGAUCUCUGUGUUGGGAGAGGAAGGGUGUAUCUGAGUUCUCCAGAGUUAGGCUUGAGUCCAAGUCUCUCUGUUCAAUUGAAAAGCCCCUUUCUCAGUGCUGCUUUGAGAGAAGGAAGAAUCUGAUUUCAGGAGAUUAAAGUUCAUUUUAUUUCAUUAGGAACUAAACUAAGACUAAACAUCUCAUGCAUAUGUAUGAGUUGAUAAGGUCUGUGAACCCUGGAAGCCUUUACCAUCUGUGUGAUUUUUAGGCAGCUUCAUCCAGUUUCUCCAUGCCUCAGUGUCCUUAUUUACAAACAGGAUUAAUAAGAAUGCAUACCCCAUGUUGUUGGAAGCAUUGAAUGAGAUUGAUAAAGCAUGUAGCACAAUGCCUGACCAAGAGCAUCAUCUCAAUAAGGAUUGGCUAAAAUAAUUAUUAUUGUUCAAGAUCAUUAAAAAAAAUGACUAAAAUUGAAAAGCAGUGGAUGAAAUCCACUUCUGUGUGUGUGUCCCAGUCAGCCACACAGAUAAUCCUUGCUCAUGAUUUAACUUUCUGUGGAGUCCACUGGUACCGAGUGAAAAGCCUAAACUGGGUAUGACCGGUGCCCACAGUCAUUCUCAGCCUGUGCUGGACACUGGAAAAUAAUGUCUGUGGUCAGCCCCGUGGUGCUCAUGGACCAAUGGCUCACGUCCACUUCUCUGCUCAACCCUUGGAAAGCCAGUGACCUCUGAAGGCUUGAUUUUCUUCACCCUACAUUUUAUUAAAAUUUAAUUGCAGAUUUAAGGAGACUAAGAAGACAUGCCAGUUUAAUACACCUGAUUCUGGAUUAGGUGGUCCUGCUAUAAAAACAUUGUUGGGCAGUUUGCACAACUUGAAUGGGGCCUGAAGAUUAGGUGGGAGUAAGAAGUCUAUUAACUUUCUGAUUUCAAUGAUUGUGGAGGAGCAGGAGAAUGUCCUCAUUUGUACUAAAGACACAUUAAAGUGUCAGUGGGUGAUCAGGCAUCGUGUCAGUUUACUUUCAAAUGGUUCAGAGGGAAAAAGUGUUCUUUGUACUUGUAACUUUUGUGUAACUUUGAGACUAUGUAAAAUUUACAAAAAUAAUCAUUUAAAAAAA